Messenger RNA from Lodderomyces orthopsilosis Co 90-125, 2292 nucleotides. It is a transcript of the gene PMT2, whose product is annotated as dolichyl-phosphate-mannose-protein mannosyltransferase. The transcript has a single exon. Gene Ontology annotation, cellular component: membrane; endoplasmic reticulum. The record is from RefSeq and is a predicted model, not a curated record. The coding region runs from base 1 to 2292 and encodes 763 amino acids. Lineage: Eukaryota; Fungi; Ascomycota; Pichiomycetes; Serinales; Debaryomycetaceae. Gene Ontology annotation, biological process: protein O-linked glycosylation via mannose. Gene Ontology annotation, molecular function: dolichyl-phosphate-mannose-protein mannosyltransferase activity.
AUGUCGUCAUCUGCACAACCACAUCAAACGCAGGUGAAGCCAACGAGAAACUUGCACAAGGAUGAUACUAUCACGUCAAUUGAUUCCAAAUACGAGACUGACGAUGCAGAACUUCUCAAGAGAAGUCAAUAUGACGAAGUGUCAGAAACAAUUGAAUCAUGGAAAAAAUUAGAAUCGAUUUUGGCGCCCCUCUUGUUCACUUUAUUAUCAUUUUUUGUUCGAUUUUAUCGUAUUUCAAUCAAUGAUAGUGUUGUUUGGGAUGAAGCUCAUUUCGGUAAAUUUGGUUCUUAUUACUUACGUCAUGAAUUUUAUCAUGAUGUCCAUCCACCAUUGGGUAAAAUGUUGGUUGGAUUGUCGGGGUAUUUAGCUGGGUAUAAUGGAUCAUGGGAUUUUCCUAGUGGUGAAAAAUACCCCGAAUAUAUCGAUUAUACCAAAAUGAGGUUGUUUAAUGCUACGUUUUCAGCGUUGUGUGUUCCAUUUGCGUAUUAUACCAUGAAGGAAAUUGGGUUUUCUGUGUGGACGACUUGGUUAUUUACCUUGAUGGUUACUUUGGAAAGUUCUUAUGUUACUUUGGGUAAGUUUAUUUUGUUAGAUUCGAUGUUGUUGUUUUUCACAGUGACUACGGUGUUUUGUUUUGCUAGAUUUAAUAAUUUUAAUGUUAAGGAAAGCGAGUUUAGUAGGAAAUGGUGGAAAUGGCUUUUGUUGACUGGUGUUUCUAUUGGAUGUGUCUGUUCGGUUAAAAUGGUGGGAUUGUUUGUCACUACUUUAAUUGGUAUUUAUACUGUUGUUGAUUUGUGGAAUAAAUUGAAUGAUAGGUCAAUUACCUGGAUUAGGUAUGGGUAUCACUGGGCAGCGAGAAUUUUUGGAUUGAUUAUUAUCCCAAUUUCAAUUUUCUUGCUUUGUUUUAAAGUUCAUUUCGAUUUGUUGUACAAAUCGGGUCCUGGUGAUGCUAAUAUGUCUUCUUUGUUUCAAGCUAAUUUACUUGGAUCACAAGUUGGUGGAGGUCCAAGAGAAAUUUCCAUGGUUCAUUCAGUUGUCACGUUGAAAAAUCAAGGAUUGACUGGAGGACUUUUGCACUCACAUGUGCAAACCUUCCCUGAAGGUUCUAAACAACAGCAAGUUACUACUUAUGGACAUAAAGAUUCCAAUAACAAUUGGAUUUUCCAACGUCCAAGAGGUCAACCAAGUUAUGAUCCUAGUGGAAACAAUACCGAUAUCGAAUAUGUGUUUGAUGGUAUGCCAAUUAGAAUUAUGCAUCCACAAACUGGAAGAAACUUGCACACCCACGAAAUUCCAGCCCCUGUUACCAAGACUGAAUUGGAAGUUGCAUGUUAUGGAAACUUAACCGUUGGUGAUGCUAAGGAUAAUUGGAUUGUCGAGGUCGCUGAUCAAGCUAGUAAUGAAGACAAGAUGAGAUUACAUCCAUUGACAACAUCAUUCAGAUUGAAAAAUGAAGUUAUGGACUGUUAUUUAGGAGUUUCGGGAUCUACUUUACCACAAUGGGGGUUUAGACAAGGUGAAGUUGUAUGUUUUAAGAACCCAUUCAAGAAGGAUAAGAGAACGUGGUGGAAUAUCGAAGAUCAUAGAAAUGAACUUUUACCUCCAGCACCAGAAGAUUUCAAGUUACCCAAGACAAGAUUUAUUCGUGAUUUUAUCCAAUUGAAUUUAGCCAUGAUGGCUACAAACAAUGCAUUGUUGCCUGAUCCUGAUAAGCAGGAUGAUUUGGCUUCUUCUUUCUGGCAAUGGCCUACCUUAAAUGUUGGUAUUAGAAUGUGUGGAUGGGGAGCCGAUAAACCUAAAUACUUUAUGAUUGGAUCACCUGCAACUACAUGGAGUUCCAGUAUUGGAAUUAUUGUGUUUGCCUUGAUUACAUUGUACUAUCUCGUCAGAUGGCAAAGACAAAUUGUCGAUUACCCAAGUGACCAACCAGCAAGAUUACAAAAAUUUAUAAUGGGUGGUAUUUAUCCAAUGUUGGGUUGGGGUUUACAUUUUAUGCCAUUUGUCAUAAUGGGAAGAGUAACUUAUGUUCAUCAUUAUGUACCAGCAUUAUACUUUGCCAUGAUUGUAUUCUGUUUUGAAGUUGAAUUAUGGACUUCGAAAUUGAACUACAGAGGAGCUUCAGCAGUAAGCAAGAUUGCAUAUAUAGCAAUUUAUUUGGCAUUGUAUUUUAUUGUUGGUUUUACAUUUUAUUAUUUGAGGUAUUUCUCAUUUGGAAUGGAAGGUCCUAAGGAGAAUUGGAAACAUACUCAAUGGUUACAAUCAUGGAGAGUUUCUGACGAUAAUUAUGUAUAG